UUAACCUUUCCAAAGGUAUAAAGUCAGGCCCACAUAGACACAUAACAAAACACGAGACCUAAAGUGUCCCACUAAAAACAGUGUCGCAGACUUUCACCAUACAUAUUGGCGUAUCCAUAGCAACCGAUGUAACUAAAUUGGCAGCAAUGGCGACGCCAAGAGAGCAGGAGGCUGCAGAUUUUCUUAGAAAACAUAAAAUCAUUGAACUCAUGGAUAAUUUAACAAGUAUGCUGCUCUUUCACAGACCAGGGAGGCCACGAGAGUUCCUGAUCACACAGCUAGAACAGUUAAGACUGUCCAAAAUGAGGUCACUGGGAUGCCCAAGCCUGUUUAAUGACACAAACCUGGAUGCCGUUUUUGGAAUCUUGGACCCUAUCAAGCAAGGGCACAUAACUUAUGUUCAGUAUAAAGAAGCAUUAACCACUCUGGGGAUAGAGAAGUUUAAUGAGUGUCCGGAGGGGAUGGAAAAGGACAAGAUAUCUCAGGAAACUUUUAGGAGGGAGGCGAAUGAAGGCUUACAGAGAAGCUCUGCAACAUUUAUGUCUUAAUAAAACGUGAGCUUUUUUCUUACUUUUUAUUUCUCUCGUGAUGUUUAUCAUUUGUAAUAUCUACAUACAUAUAUUUUUAAAUGUUAUUGUCUUUUUUGCCUGUCUUUUUUUCCCUUUUGGCAAUACUUUACUUGGCAUCAGUUAAUGUUUAUCAGAGUAAAUAGAUAUUUAGAUUGGUAUGCCCAUGAUGGCUAUGUUAACUCUGUAGUAAAUAAAAAAUUAUGGUCAAAUCAAAUACUGUUUGGCUGAUUUGUCCAUUCUGUUUGGAGGGACCCCGUUUGAUUACUUUCUGAAAAGC
Messenger RNA from Esox lucius (northern pike), 846 nucleotides. RefSeq names its product EF-hand calcium-binding domain-containing protein 10 (gene efcab10). The record is from RefSeq and is a predicted model, not a curated record. Bases 147 to 548 code for a protein of 133 amino acids. The transcript is spliced from 4 exons. NCBI's taxonomy places the organism in Eukaryota, Metazoa, Chordata, Actinopteri, Esociformes, Esocidae.